CAGAGUGUUUUUUUUUCUCCUGCUCUAUCGCUCUCUCUUCGCAUUUGCGCUCUCCAUUAGUGAGGUGACGGGAUACUUCUCUGUCUCUCCAUAUUUUCUCUCUUUCUCACUCUCCCUCUCUCUCUUCCUCCUCCGCUUCCUCUAACAGCAGGGAUGUAGUCCUCUGCCUCUUUCAAACUUCAGCACCUGCUAUGCUGAGAACUCCUUGGUGACCUCUAUUGAUUCUAUUGAGACCUUUUUUGUCUCUCGCUCCUUACUGAGAUAUUUUGCUCCACUUGUUUGAGAGGAUCUAAGUGGACCUUAUUGGGUUUGGAAGGUGUUUGAUUUCUCUCUGUACCCUGGUACAGGACCAUGGCCAUGAAGGAGACCAUUCUGCCCAUCAGCGAGGUGUCUGGCCCGGCCCCGUUGCCCUACCCGGAGGUAGUGGAGCUCAACGUGGGCGGCCAGGUGUACGUCACGAAGCGCUCCACCCUGGUCAGUGUGCCCGACACCACCCUGCACGCCAUGUUCACCCGGUGCCCGCCACGGGAGCUACCAAGGGACAGCCGCGGGCGCUUCUUUAUCGACCGCGAUGGCUUCCUGUUCCGCUACGUGCUGGACUUCCUGCGAGACCGGCAGCUGGUGCUGCCCGACCACUUCCCUGAACGUGAGCGCCUGCAGAGGGAAGCCGAGCACUUCCAGCUGGGCGAACUGCUGCGCCUCCUGGGGCCCCGGGUGGGUUCCAAGCAGGGCUCCAUGAAUGAUGAAGGCUGCCACAGUGAUAUUGAGGAGAGCUCACAAAGCAGUGAGUACCCCACAUGUCGUACCUUGACUUCCUCGGACAAGAGGUCAGGGUUCAUCACCAUUGGCUACAGGGGAUCCUACACCACGGUGCGGGACAACCAAGCCGAUGCCAAGUUCCGACGCGUGGCCAGGAUCAUGGUGUGCGGACGCAUCGCCCUGGCCAAAGAGGUGUUUGGGGAAACACUGAACGAGAGCAGGGACCCAGACCGGCCACCGGAGAAGUACACGUCAAGGUUUUACCUCAAGUUCACCUACUUGGAGCAGGCAUUUGACCGGCUUUCUGAGGCUGGCUUUACAAUGGUGGCUUGUAAUUCCACGGGAACAGCCGCUUUUGUCAACCAGUACAGGGACGACAAAAUCUGGAGCAGCUAUACGGAGUACAUCUUCUUCAGGCCGGCAUCAAAGAUCGUCUCCCCCAAACAGGACUGUGAGGAGCGCCAGAAGGACAAACUGGGCACCGACAAGGGCAGCGAGAGCGGCACCUCCCUCAACGAACUCUCCACCUCCAGCUCCGAGACCCACUCUGAGGCCACCUCGCCUCAGGACGGUCCCAACUUGGGUGGGGGAGGCGGCGGGGGAUCCAUGGCCCCCUGCGGAGCCCUCCAGUCUGUCUCCCGGCAGCCCAGCACCCUCACCCUGGGGCGGCCCUCCAAGAAGGGCUCGUCAGUGCAGUGGAUGCAGCUGCCGAAUAAGCGACGCAACAGCGAGCUCUUCCAGUCGCUGAUGGGGCGCGAGGGCGGCCUGAGCAGGAAGAAGAACACGGAGAGACCCAGCGCAGAGGAAGAGAUGAAGCAGUGCAUACAGGACUUUAACAACAUCAAAAUCCCACAGGCUUUCCCCGAGCGCAAGCGGCAGUGGCAGUCCGAACUACUCCAAAAGUACGGUCUAUAGGGACCCUUUUCUAUCACCAUGCCACAUGCAGUAGUAAUUUUAAUUUGGAUUCCCCCCAUUUGGCUGGUUUUAAGUGCUUGAUUCAUUCUAAAAUGUCUUCCAGUUCAAAUGAACUUAAAAGGAUCAUAAACCAACUGUUUUUGUGACGGGAGGCACGAGGUUAGUAAGCACAUGCAUUUCGGGGGCACAUGUUAAAAGAAGCACAGCAGAUCUCCCCUUUAACGGUAUGUUGUCUCUUCAAUUCUAGAUUGCAUUGGAGAUUACGUUCGAAACAAUAUGCCUAUGUGAACAGUAUAUGGCUACUUGACAUUUAGUGGCCAGUUUACAAGGUACACCACCCCGUUCACAAAAAUGGUUUGCUCCUACAGACAGCGAGUCAGGCGGCUGUGGCAUGCUAUAUAAAGCAUGCAGACAUGCAAAGAUGCAUUCAGUUAGUGUUCGACUGAAUGUUAGAAUGGGCAAAAUACAGUUGAAGUCGUAAGUUUACAUACGCCGUAGCCAAAUACAUUUAAACUCAGUUUUUCACAAUUCCUGACAUUUAAUCCUAGUAAGAAUUCCC
Messenger RNA from Salmo salar (Atlantic salmon), 2233 nucleotides. RefSeq names its product BTB/POZ domain-containing protein KCTD8. Lineage: Eukaryota; Metazoa; Chordata; Actinopteri; Salmoniformes; Salmonidae. Gene Ontology annotation, cellular component: signaling receptor complex. Gene Ontology annotation, molecular function: protein binding. Gene Ontology annotation, biological process: regulation of G protein-coupled receptor signaling pathway; protein homooligomerization. The record is from RefSeq and is a predicted model, not a curated record.